GACUUCAAAGAGCAAAUCAUCCACCACGUCGCCACCAUCAUCCUCAUCAGCUUCUCCUGGUUCGCCAACUACAUCCGCGCAGGGACGUUGAUCUUGGCCCUGCACGACUCCUCGGAUUAUCUGCUGGAGUCCGCCAAGAUGUUCAACUACGCCGGCUGGAGAAACACCUGCAACAACAUCUUCAUCGUCUUCGCCGCCGUCUUCAUCGUUACCCGCCUGGUCAUCCUGCCCUUCUGGAUCAUGCACUGCACGAUGGUUUAUCCGCUGGAACUGUACCCCGCCUUUUUCGGCUACUACUUCUUCAACUUCAUGGUGGCGGUGCUGCAGGCGCUGCACAUCUUCUGGGCCUACCUCAUCAUCCGCAUGGCCCAGAAGUUCAUAACUGGAAAGGUGGUUGAGGAUGAGAGGAGCGACCGCGAAGAGACGGAC
Messenger RNA from Mesitornis unicolor (brown roatelo), 429 nucleotides. RefSeq names its product ceramide synthase 2. Gene Ontology annotation, molecular function: sphingosine N-acyltransferase activity. Gene Ontology annotation, cellular component: membrane. NCBI's taxonomy places the organism in Eukaryota, Metazoa, Chordata, Aves, Mesitornithiformes, Mesitornithidae. The annotation marks the transcript as partial. Gene Ontology annotation, biological process: ceramide biosynthetic process. The record is from RefSeq and is a predicted model, not a curated record. The transcript is spliced from 4 exons.